Acanthopagrus latus (yellowfin seabream) is the source of this 1538-nucleotide messenger RNA. RefSeq lists its product as uncharacterized. The transcript is spliced from 3 exons. Bases 647 to 1393 code for a protein of 248 amino acids. The record is from RefSeq and is a predicted model, not a curated record. Lineage: Eukaryota; Metazoa; Chordata; Actinopteri; Spariformes; Sparidae.
UCAACGUUACAGUGGAGGUCGCCUCUGUAGAUCACUGCUACAGUCGUGUUGAUAAACAGGAGUGAAGAAAAUGUUUUUCCUCCAGAAUGUCUGGCUCUAAUCCAGACUCUCUAGCCAGCUCUGAUUAUCUGAGGAGCAGAAAGAGGAAACACUUAAUGGCAUAUGAAAAUGCAGUGGAACAAGAAUCCUGCGUCUGUGCCAGCAGAGUUAACUUACGUCUCCUGAGUUUUUAGCCUGAGCUGAAGAUCAAAUCUGUCAUCAGCGCAAACCAACCGAGCUGAGGAGCAGAAGACGGAGCUGUCGGGCUGGAAAAGAUCUGCGACAGAACAGAAAGUAUGAAGAAGUGACGUCUCCUCUAACAUCUGUUCCCAGAAAAUAACCCAACGACAGGACCGGCACGUGUCUGAGGCCGCAGCAGACGGCGCUUCAUUCAGAGCUUCAACCCAAACCGCCGUGAUCCGAUUCAAACUGAGUCUUUUCAUGUGUCGGGACUGUGAUGGUCAUCUGAGAUCAAGAAAGAGGAGGGAGAACUGAUCCCACACUUCGAUUUGAGGAUCUGAAACGACGUCCAGCAACCUCAACUUUCAUCAAGUCGACGACUUCAGAUCAGACUUCAGCUGGACGGUUGUGAAGGAAAAACAGAAAAAUGGAAGACGAGCUGGUACCAAGUCUGACAUCUUUCCUCCGCCUCUACAGCCGACGAAGAGGUGGACGAAGAGAUCGUCUUCAGUCGAGCUCGGCGCUGACAGCUGCUCAGCCUCGCGGCGAUGUUUCUGAGACUAAGACGUUUGAGGCCCUGUUAGUUUUGUCUGGAGGAGUUGUUGGUGCAACAUGUGGGGCUGUUUUUGGUGGAGUAUUUGGGGCGUUGGGCAGUUUUGGCGCAGCAGUUUACAGGGAUGUGCAUGUCAGCUUCUUUGGCUUCUUCGGCAGCGUCUGUGGCGGCGUGGUCGGCGGCGUGGUCGGCGGGACUGUUGGCAGUAUGGUCUGCACCGUGGCAGAAGCAGAAGGCGGUCCAGUCAACGGCCUCGCCAGCGAUGUUGUGUGGCUCACCAUCGGCUUCGCAACAGGCGGUGCAAUUGGUAGCGUUUUUGGAGGGGCUGUUGGUGGACUAGGCGGUGGCGUAGGCGGUGCCUUGGGGGCGUUUUGCGCCACGAAAUGUGUGGUCAGUUCAGUUGGAGCCGUAACUCGUUAUCGUAAAACCAAAGAUUCAAAAGAGCAGGAAAUCAAGGCGAAGAAGGUGAACAUGAUGGUGGAGACAGCAGGUUUCAGGGAAGCCGUCACGCCGCUGAUGGAGGAGCUGAUCAAAACCACCUGUGACAAAAUGGCCUCCGAUGGCGUCGUGCAGGGUGCAGCCAGAGAGGCCGCGGAGUCUCUGACUGCUGCUCUCGGCUGAAUUUUUCUUCAGACAUUUGCACAAUGACGCAUAAAUCAUCGUUGAUCAAAAAAUAAUUGUCUUAGUGUCACAACUGGAGGAGCAGGUAUCCUGUAACUGCACUGUGAUGUGUUAGUAUUAUUAUGGUGUUGUGUAACUGUACUCU